Molecule: messenger RNA, 8022 nt
Organism: Puntigrus tetrazona (Sumatra barb)
Lineage: Eukaryota; Metazoa; Chordata; Actinopteri; Cypriniformes; Cyprinidae
Product: gap junction delta-4 protein
Exons: 2
Coding region: 4221-5489 (422 amino acids)
Biological process (GO): cell communication
Cellular component (GO): connexin complex
Source: RefSeq, a predicted model, not a curated record
UAUAUAUAUAUAUGUGUGUGUGUGUGUGUGUGUGUGUGUGUGUGUGUGUGUGUAUAUAUAUAUAUAUAUAUAUGUAUGUAUAUAUAUGCAUACACACACACACACACAUUAUCCAAACAAACCUUUUAUUUAGGAUGCGAUUAAUCCUGUGACGGUAGUUUUUUUUAAAAGGCAGAAUUAGUUUUAAAAUCAGUUCUUCCCCAUUCAGAGCAAGUGUUGAAUUACGCCAUCAGACGCAUGUUUGAAAAUGAUUCACGUUACGUUAUCCGCUGAGAGUAACCGAGAGCCUUCCCUCAGAAACACCUUGACAAUUAGAACUUCCAAAAAUAUCUUUUGUAUAUUGUACAUACUUAAACAUACUUAAAGAAAUUUAAUUACGAUCUUCAGAUAUUUAUAUGUGACCAGUAUUUACUUUUGUUAAUUCCUGAAUUCUGGACAGUUAUGGAUAAAAAUUAGCAAAACGUAUAAAUAUGUCGGUUGUUUUAUCGGGGAUGAGUAAAUCAUCUGGAAUCCUGAUCAGUUUCCAAGCACUGUUAUUGAGUUUUUAGGGUUUUUUUUUUGUUUUAAGUGUCGUAAUCUGUCCUCAAGAUGAGUUUAACCUUUUUUUCCUGCAUCACAAGUGUGACAUAAAGCAAUUUAACGAUGUUUUGUUGAUAUGAAAGUAAUUCUGCAAUAGCUUUUUUUAUUUUAUUUUAUUUUAGCAGCAAUGAAAACGGCGUUUUUCUUCCCGAGUAAUUGCUUCAGAUCAUCACGGCCAUUAUUUAUAAGCUGUUAUGUGUUUGUUCUUUUUCUUUUCCGUUUUACCCAAAAGCGUCUUAACAUUUUUACUCAAAAGUAGUUUAAUCUGAACACAGUGCACACUUUGUGUCUUUUGUAAGCCAACAUAUCCGACUGGGACGUACAGAGGUUAAAUAUUUCCUGCGGAAUCAAAAGAAAUAAAUUCUAUUUUGCUAGAAGAAAAUUAAGCCUAUUUUAGGAUGAUAAGAUCGCGUUGUUGUUGUUUUGUGGGCUUAAUGAUCUCAUCCGUACAAUAUCGUUUUUCAUUUAUCUUAAUCUUGUGUUGAAAUAUGACCUGGGCGUGUUUUUGACGGGUUUCGUGAGAAUCACUCCCCGAGCGAAGUACUCUUUGAUUCGAUAUUUUUUCCUUUCUCGUGUCAGAGACGCAGUAAGACUUCUGUUUUGGUUUAUUUCCUCGAGAUGAAGGAAGAUUGACCAAAGUGCUUUUUGCAGACGCUGGCGCUUUAGACUCCCUUCGCACAUUUUAAGAGUGUUGGAAACGGUUUGAAAUCAGGGAAAAACGUUUGAGAAAAGCGUCUUUGGGGAGGCGGACGUGGCCGUGAACCGAAAGACUUGAUUUGAAGCAUUUGAAGAUUGUAUUACUCUAUUUAUUUCCUGUGAGCGUGUGAGGAAGCGGCCCAUUGGAUCCGAAGGCGGUGUUCGUGCACUGAACUCUACCUCUGCAUAGAGUCUCCGUUUCUUAUUUAAUACCUCUCUCUUGCUCUUUCUGUCCGUUUCUCCGUAAUCUUUCUCAUUUUCGUUGCAAUUACGAAUUCGGAUCGCUUUCGGGAACAUUUAUACUAUACGUGGUUUCCUGUGAGAGAAAAAAAGAAGGAAAACUGCUGUAGACUUUUUAAUUUUAUGUUCGGUCGCCGGUCGUAUGCCUGUUAUUAUGAAUAAUACAUUGUUGUUGUCAUUUGUUUCUGUUCCAAAGUUCCAGCCCUUCUUCGGUAUGUUUCCAGUGUGUGCCAAAGGCUGAAUCCUAUCUCCUAUGUAUGAUCUUAGUUGAUUCUACUUUCUGUUUAACUAAGUGAACCCAGUCGCCUGCGGCAGUCCGCCCGGGAGCUGGAGGCUACAAUGGUCGCAUGCGUUUUUUUUUGUUCUCGAACUAUGAUUUCAACUGAUGCUCCCAGUUCAGAAGCAAUGUUUAGAAACCGCCACAAGAAUAAACUUUUAAAAGUUGCAAUAAAAAAACGAUCGAAUGUGUUUUUUGUGAGUCUCGUCACAUUAUAUAAAACGUAUAGGAAGGACUGGGUAAUAUCGUUUUAGUUUAGUACAUUUCUUCUGAACCCCAUUAAGUGUUAAGUGCAUGGGUAAAAUGUAUAUCUUCCAAUUAUUUCCAGUAUUGCCACAAUCUAGAAAUUGAGAUUUAAAAUAACUAAAUAAAAACGUAACAGCUGAUUGACAUUUUUAUUUUAUUUUUUGACUGAAACUAGUGAGCAAAUGAGUCUCAAUUUUGAGUUUUAAUUUUCAUAGGUUCUUAGGUAUUUCAGUGUUACAGUAAAGCUUUUCUGCUUUCGAUGUGACUCUUUAGCGUUUCUCAAAGAGUUUAUUUCUUUCAAAUUGCAUCGAAUAGUGGUCAGCGUUGAAGGACAUCAUUUACUUAUACUGUAUAAAAUCAAACAUACUGUUCGUUUUUUGAAGAUCCAGAAUGUUGGAGCUAGAAAUGUUUGAUGCAUUUUACUAGCCAACCGUAAUUCGCACGGCACCUCGUUUCAUAAAAUGAAUAGUUCAAUGACGUCCAAAAAUAGGCCGACUCUAACGGCAAGCCAUUCUGAAGCGGGAGCAUAUGGCCCAUGUGUCUGUAUCCUGAGUCUUCAGGCUUUGCACCUCUAAAUGUGUCCCUAGUGAUCUACUCCGCUGCUAGUUAACUUUAAAAAAUGUCUUUAUCUAGCGGCUCUGCUAAUCCAAUUACAGAGAUACAGAGGCAAAAAAGAUACAGUAGUUGAAAUACUGUAGACUGUAAUAAGUCAUCUGGAACGGGCGGUAUCUGUUCUAAAUUGUCAAUCACCGCAAAUGUGUGCUGAAAAGAACAAAUUUGGUUAGACUUGCAAAUGCUGUAUGAUUUGCAUCGUCUCUUCAAUGCGGGCAUAAAAUAAAACGGUUGUUCACCUGCUUGCUUUUAAAAAAAAAAAGGAUGUAAUUUUCUGUGCUCCUAGUGUAAUCAAUCUGAUAAACACGCUCCAAAAAAAGAACUAAUUUCCCUACUUGAGUAUCCAAGACAGAUUAAUAAUAACAUUCGAGCAGAGUGUCUGACGCUUUUAUUUUUGCAAAUAUGUCAGAAUGAAUGCAUUAACGUCUUAAUUUAUAAAGUGACUGCGAGGUUAUUCUCUGACUAACAGGCCUAAUUUUGGUCCGACGCAAUUUCCUUCUCGCAGUAAAUGUUCGCCACCCAAGCAGCUGCCAAUAUAAGUCUUCAUUCAUUAGAACGCAAGUCCUUCAAACUCUAUGUCCAUAUAUCCCUCAUUCAAAGGUCAUUUACACAGGGCUAAAAGCUUCUAAAGAUUCCACUAUGAUCUACUCUGAUCCCAUGGCAUUCAGUCACGCCAAACGCCUCAAGGACAGAGCUAAAGAGGGGAUUCUGUUUAAUAAUGUAAUAAUAUUAGAACCACCUAGUGCAUCUCUGACAGAAGGCAGCCCAAAAUGUCCUUGAAGAAGUUUAAUUCAUUAUCCGUAUUAUCUGUAUUUGCACAAGUAUGCAAAAGUCGGUAACGCUUUAGCGAAGGUAACGCUGUUAACUAUGACUUUUUCCCUUAAUUUGCUGCUUAUUAAUGAUUAUUAAGUUUAGGUAUUAGGGAUUUAGAAUAAGGCUUAAUUGGCACUAAUAAAUGGCUAAUAUUCUAAAAUAUGCAUGCUAAUGAGUAACUAAUAGGUGUAUCCCUAAUAUAAAGUGUCACUCUAAGUCCCCUAAAAAUAUUAAAAUACAUUAAAUUCACGUCAACACGGGAAGUCUUUGCUAAGGGUCCUACCACCCAAGACCUCAAGCGACUUGACACUGAACUGUCAUUGAAAUGCUUUCCAUCAUACACUUAAUACGGUUAUUUGAUGCCUGAUCCAGAUAGUUCUUCUCCUGUAAGGACAAACAGAGCCCAAAUAUCACAGCAAGGCUUGCGUGCCGACAUGCCUUUGGUGGGUAAGAAUAGCUUCACAAUGGAGCUCACGUCUCUAGUCUUCUGUUGUCUGGGAACAGUUGUUGUCAGGACAGAGGCAGAGGUAAGAUGGGAAGCCAAGUUGGUGGAUACGCCUGAGUCUUACCGUUGCGGAUCCCAACCUGGUGUGCACGACCUGACCGGGAAUUUCAGUGCUUGUAAAUGGGGCUUAUUUUUAAUACCCACUUGGACUGAGUUUAAUACAGACUGUAAAAUCUUUUUCUCGUGUGGAAUCAAGUGAGCUGUGAGUUGACCUGUGGGACAUCCUGGGUGUGGAGGCCUAAAUCUGCCGGCAUGGCUAAACAGACUGCAUCUGAAAUUAUCUUCACGACGUUGAACCAUAACAUCACCCUCAUAGGGAAAGCAUGGCUCAUCCUGGUGGUAUUCCUUAGAAUCCUGGUUUUGCUGUUUGCUGGUUAUCCCCUCUACCAGGAUGAACAGGAAAGAUUUGUGUGUAACACCAUUCAGCCCGGUUGUGCCAACGUAUGCUACGACAUGUUUGCCCCUCUUUCCCUUUUCCGAUUCUGGCUUGUGCAGCUCUCCACCCUGUGCCUUCCCUAUUUCAUGUUCAUCAUCUAUGUGAUCCACAAAGUGAGUUCAGGUCUACCUGCUGACAUCGGAACUUCUGAGUCCAUAAAAGCAGACGCCAUCUACAAGAUCCACCAAGAAUCAUUCAGGAAAGCUUCUCUUUGCAAGACCGUCAUGAAGGCCGAGAAGGGACGGGUGCGGUUCUUCACAGGAGCCUACAUCUUGCAUCUGUUGCUUCGGAUGCUUGUAGAAGCUGGAUUUGGAGCUGCACAUUAUUACUUGUUUGGCUUUCACAUCCCCAAACGCUUCAUGUGUCAGCAGCCACCUUGCACAACGAUGGUGGACUGCUACAUCUCUAGACCCACUGAGAAAACCAUCAUGCUGAACUUCAUGUUGGGGGCAGCUGCUUUGUCCUUGCUGCUAAAUGUGUGCGACCUAAUCUGUGCCAUCAAGCGCUCCGUGAGGCAAAAAAGCAAAGGAAAGAUGCUAGUAGAGAAAAUGUACUCCGAGGAGCAGUACUACUUGUCAGGGAACGGGAAUCAAGGUGUGGACACCAGCAUCCAGUCGACUCACGAUGUUAUGGGACCGGGAGGGUUCCGCAAGCGAGGUACCAGAAACUCGAGUGGCGAUGAAGCUGCUUCUGUUCUCUUGGACGAUGACCCUCCACUACCCUCUACUCUUGCAGGAAUCCCUGCAAUAACUGGAAUGCCUAGUUCUAACAACAAUGACGACAGCAGCAGCUACCAACCCACCCAAGAAGAGGGGAUGAUAAGAGACGGCAGCGAUGUGGCACUGUACCCCAACGGACCUUUGGGGACUCCUAGAUCCAUCCGAGUUAGCAAACGCAAUCGCCUCAAACCUCCACCACCUCCACGAAGGGACAAACUAGCUGCUCAAGGUGCAGUUGAUGUCUCGGGAGCAACAGCGUUGUGUAGCAGAAGAGUAGGGCAGUAUACUCUGGUUGAAAUGACCACCGGUGAGGACGUACCAACUUGCAAUGGAGACGAACAAGAAAAGAGGUCGGAAUGGGUUUGACUCUCCGGAUGACGAGAAGCUUUCAUUUUGAAGCAUUGCAAGUUGGUUGGGACAGAGUCACUUGACUGCUUGGAGAAACGAGGUGAAAUGAGGGGUAUUAUUAGAUGCCAACGUCAUGGACACAUGCCAAUCCUUGGAUCAGCUACGCCCAUCAGCAUCCACCUGCCUCUCAUGUUUGUGUUAGCGCAUUCUGUCUUUCUUUCACGACCCAGACAGGCCUUGACCUGCCUUGCCCCUGCGGCAAUCAAGGGACACCGAAGGCCUUUCUAAAAACAGGUCUGUUCCAGCCACCCAGGGUCUCUGAGGUUAAGCUAAGACUGACAUACUUUUCACUUUGACAGAGAACAACCCUGAGGGUACAAAGGUGUUUUAAAGCUCCUCCAAAAUCCUCCAGCCUGCAAAAACUCAGGAACUGUCAACUAUUAGUCAACUGCAUCCCGCCAUAAAGCAAUUACUGCCCAGGUUGCUUUUGUAUUUGCGGAGGUAGCUUGUAACACUAUUUCAAGGACCUGCUGGGGUUUGGUUUGGAGCUUUAGAACAAACACUUAAAAUAGAGCUCCGUAAUCUGGUGUAACACGAGAGCAAGAUGAUGCGCGCCUUUCAGACUCUUAGAAACUAGCCGCUACAUGUAAACGAUUAGGCAUGUUAGCUUUGGACAGUCACCUAUACUGCAGCCCUCCUGUCCUCACAAUGUCAGUCAUGUGUCUUAUUAAACGCACCAGAGACUUCUGGGAUGGGCUAUUUAUGGAGUUUCCUUAUACAUCACUGGUGUUGAUUUGUACUUUUUAUCUUUUCUUUAGCCGCUAGAAGCUAGGGAUCUUUAGUCUGAUGUCAAGACUCUUUACUAUGGCUUUUAUUUUAUUACCUUUACUUUUAUUAUAUUAUUAACGUUUCCCAAAUGAUACAACUUUAAACCGGUGACUAGUACAGAAAGGACAGACUGCAUGAACUCCUGAAUCUCAAUAUGCAACGCGUUCAGUGUCACUUUUUUCAUUUCUAUUCAAUCGCGAUGUCAGCUGGAUUUCAAAUGGAAAAGAACCAUUUCCGAGAUGAUAACUGGAUCCCACUCGUGCGGAUUAACGUGACCACAGGCUAACACAUUACUUGCCCCGCAUCCCUAUCUUCCCCUAAUAGUACUGAAAAAUACUAAUAUCCCACAGAAUUAAAACAUGAAAUACAAAUAUGAAACAUUUUUGAGGAUUUAUGAGGUUUUACGGGUCAUCACGGUCUUGAUAAACAGAGGACAUCCAUCCUUAAGAGUAGUAGUCACAAUUUCAACCUGUAGCUGCUUAUUUAGGGGAAGAUAUAUCCAUUAAAUUUCCUCAAAGAACCCGAUUGUUCACUUUUAAGACAUUACUAUUGUGAUCAGCAAUUAAUCAGUUGUUUAUUAUUAACUGGUUUGGAAGUAGCUCUCAAUGAGGAUAUUUUUAUUUCAUAAUUAUCAAAUAUCUAAUAAGCAACUACCUCUGUGCACAUUUAAAAACAGCCACCCAAAUGACCAAAAGUGCUGUACAUUAAAACUUAAACCACAAACAUAAAAAAAGAAACGUAUGAAUUUUAAAAUAAUAGUAAUAAUAAAUGCAACAGACUAUUAGUUAACAAUUAGUUUAGUACUACCUAAUACUUCCUGCGUAGUUACUUGUUGACAACAGACCUGUUAAUAUAUCACCACAAAUCUGCAGUGGAUGAACAUCCUCUUAAAACGCUGACAGAUCAUGCCCUCCAGUGGACAGACAUGCGCAGAACUCAGGACAAUGAUGGACAAUUUUUACUACUGCAAAUGUUUGUACAUCGACGUGCAAUGAAUUCAAAUGACUUUUGUUAUUUCAGCUGUAUUUGACACUUCGGGACACGUUUAAUACGUUUCUAUAAAUAUACUGCUUGUAUUUAUAUGUAUGCUAAAACUUUACUGCAAAUGUAAACAUUUGAUAUACCGCAUUAUUUUGCAUAGCAUGCCGGCUAUUUGCAAAUUAUCUUUUUUUUUGGGAUGUGAGAAUUAUCUUUUAAGGGCAGAAAUAGACAGUGCAUGUGAUUUUGAUUUAUGAUAAUGUUUCUAAAUAUAUUGUCGCUGCGGUAAUGGAUUGAAGUGCAAAAUGUGUUUUCAGAUUAAGAAAGAACUGCAAGCGCACGAUGAGUUUGUUCUUGGCGUCGCAUAUUUAAGGUGAGAUGUAAUAUUAAAAUAAGAGAUGUUUGAAAACGUACCUGUCUCGCGUGCAGCUGUUACUGCUCUCUGCCGGCGGGAGUUGAUACUGCACUCUUCCGGUUUCAACCUUUAUUCAAAUGGCUGGUUGUGGCGCGGGUCGUAAAAUGGGCGUAAUAUAGCGCCCCGGAAGUUGUCUUUGAUUGGUCAGAUCACGCUGGGCUAAAUAACAAUAAUUAUUUUAAUUCAAAUAAUCGAUGUAUUUUAUUUUUAAAGCGCUAAUAAUCUAAAACUUAUUUUACAGGUGCGAUUUUAUUGUCCAGACCGCUGCUCGAAGAGGCGCGUGGGCGGAGAUCACGUGGUAUCUGUUAGUUUUCCCAGCACUGUAGAAUA